Messenger RNA from Sitophilus oryzae (rice weevil), 1805 nucleotides. RefSeq names its product PTB domain-containing adapter protein ced-6 (gene ced-6). The record is from RefSeq and is a predicted model, not a curated record. The coding region runs from base 273 to 1595 and encodes 440 amino acids. The transcript is spliced from 8 exons. NCBI's taxonomy places the organism in Eukaryota, Metazoa, Arthropoda, Insecta, Coleoptera, Curculionidae.
UUUACCACGGUUUUAACAGUAGUGACGGUACCAUAGCACAACUUGGUACGAGCUACGAUCAUGGCUGACAGUUUUUUAUAUCGCUAAAUGCCUGUGACAAGCGACAGACUACAAUAGAACAUCCUUUUUCGAUAGAUAGGUUCACUGAAAGUGUCUUCCUCGGUACUAGAAUUAGUAUAGGUACUGAUAGGUGCAACUUUAGUCGUACUUUCAAGUAAGUUAAUAGAUUGAUAGAACUAAGUCUUAAGUGGGACCGGUGUGCAGACGUAGAAAUGAAUGGUACUGCUAAAAUAGCCGAUAGAAAUAAAUUUGGAUCUAAAACAAGAAUGUCUACACUGCUUAAGUGGGCUCAGAACACUCAAGGAAAACUGAGCAGUAACAAGAACAGUAACAGCUCUGAGAAAAAAUGGAUUCAUUCUCCGGAAUCAUUACAGAAAGGUCACAUAGCUUACUUGGUGAAAUUUUUAGGAAACACAAUGGUAGAUGAGCCAAAAGGAAUAGAAGUGAUCAAAGAAGCGAUAAGAAAAUUGCGGUUUUCACAACAACUAAGGAAAAGCGAAACAGGGGCUAAAACUAAAAAGGUGGAACUUACAGUGAGCGUAGACGGAGUGGCUAUUCAGGAACCCAGAUCCCACAAUAUUCUACAUCAGUUUCCCUUACAUCAGAUUUCGUACUGUGCAGAUGACAAAGGCGAAAAAAACUUCUUUUCGUUCAUCGCCAAACAGCAGAGUCAAGAUGGAGAUGCCGAAGAUAAACACGAAUGCUUCGUAUUCAUCUCCGAAAAACUGGCAGAAGAAAUAACCUUAACCAUAGGCCAGGCUUUCGAGCUGGCCUACAAAAGGUUCUUGGAAACUUCUGGUAAAGAUUUAGAAGCCCAAAGGCGCGCGAUGAUCGUCCAGCAAAAAAUAAAAAAACUGGAGCAAGAUGUAAAAGUGUACCGGCAAAGAUUACAGGAUAUCAGUCAGUUUCCUGGCAUAAAACCGGAGCUUGAUCAGUAUUUGAAGAGAAAACAGCUGAGAAAUAUAUUAGAAAUAGGCGGUUCCGUGAAUAAUAACGAUUCUAUACAGGAUCAAUCAAGUUCAAAGAAGGAAACCCACGAAUUCUUGGAUUUGAAUGACAUGAACGGAUCAGCGCCUACAGUUCCUCAGGUACCACCAAGGGAACCUCCAACAGUAGGAACCAGACUCGAAGGACUUUUACUAAAUGAACUGGAACAUGACAACGACUUUGAUCCAAGAUCUUUUGAAAAUAACACUAAUUUUCCAUCAAGUCCUCCACCAUUAAUUGCUCCGCCGCCUAAACCAGCAAAAAGAAACAAUAUUUCAAUAAAUUUAAACAAUGAUUUAAGUAUACCGUCUCAAAUUACUCCGUCCACUCCCAGUAUUACUACACCUACCAGUGCAACCAGUGCCAAAAUAUUAGAUCCUUUUGAAAUGGGUGACUUUUCCACAACUUCGGCUACUCCACAGGAUAUAGAGAAUGCUAUAGGUCUUUUGGAUAAAAGAAUAAUGGAGAUGAAAACUGGUUUUAGUCGAGGAAUAAGCUUUGGUAAUGAUGAUUUCUCUCUGGACAACUUAGAUCCACUAAAAAAUUGAAAAAUGAAACUCAGGAAUCAAUUCGAACAAAUUCUUAUUGUGAUUUCAUCUUUAGACUAGCAAAAAUAUACGAUAUCUUUAUAUAAAUUGUUAUUAAGUUAUGUAUAUCAUCAUCAGAACACUAUUUUUCUAUGUAUUUGUAAAUAAGAGGUUUAUUGCUUAUUUUGUUACGAAUUUUCAUAAAACUAAUAAUAAAAAGAAAAUUUAAUA